AUCCUUUGCCUUCCGGUAUGUGGCCCCUUCUGGCUAGUCCCGCCUAGCGCGCCCAUUUCGAGCCCGUUUCCAGCUCGGGUUUCCGGGCUCAGAAUUUUCCAGGAGUGGGUUCUUGGGCAGUGGCUGUGGGAGCAGGAAUGGCGCAGCUAGAGGGUUACUAUUUCUCGGCCGCCUUGAGCUGUACCUUUUUAGUAUCCUGCCUCCUCUUCUCCGCCUUCAGCCGGGCGCUGCGAGAGCCCUAUAUGGACGAGAUCUUCCACCUGCCCCAGGCGCAGCGCUACUGUGAGGGCCAUUUCUCCCUUUCCCAGUGGGAUCCCAUGAUUACUACAUUACCUGGCUUGUACCUGGUGUCAGUUGGAGUGGUCAAACCUGCCAUUUGGAUCUUUGGAUGGUCUGAACAUGUUGUCUGCUCCAUUGGGGUGCUCAGAUUUGUUAAUCUUCUCUUCAGUGUUGGCAACUUCUAUUUACUAUAUUUGCUUUUCCGCAAGGUACAACCCAGAAACAAGGCUGCCUCAAGUAUCCAGAGAGUCUUGUCAACAUUAACACUAGCAGUAUUUCCAACACUUUAUUUUUUUAACUUCCUUUAUUAUACAGAAGCAGGAUCUAUGUUUUUUACUCUUUUUGCAUAUUUGAUGUGUCUUUAUGGAAAUCAUAAAACUUCAGCCUUCCUUGGAUUUUGUGGCUUCAUGUUUCGGCAAACAAAUAUCAUCUGGGCUGUCUUCUGUGCAGGAAAUGUCAUUGCACAAAAGUUAACUGAGGCUUGGAAAACUGAGCUACAAAAGAAGGAAGACAGACUUCCACCUAUUAAAGGACCAUUUCCUGAAUUCAGAAAAAUUCUUCAGUUUCUUUUGGCUUAUUCCAUGUCCUUUAAAAACUUGAGUAUGCUUUUCCAUUUGACUUGGCCCUACAUCCUUCUGGGAUUUCUGUUUUGUGCUUUUGUAGUAGUUAAUGGUGGAAUUGUUAUUGGUGAUCGGAGUAGUCAUGAAGCCUGUCUUCAUUUUCCUCAACUAUUCUACUUUUUUUCAUUUACUCUCUUUUUUUCCUUUCCUCAUCUCCUGUCUCCUAGCAAAAUUAAGACUUUUCUUUCCUUAGUUUGGAAACGUAGAAUUCUGUUUUUUGUGGUUACCUUAGUCUCUGUGUUUUUAGUUUGGAAAUUCACUUAUGCUCAUAAAUACUUGCUAGCAGACAAUAGACAUUAUACUUUCUAUGUGUGGAAAAGAGUUUUUCAAAGAUAUGAAACUGUGAAAUAUUUGUUAGUUCCAGCCUAUAUAUUUGCUGGUUGGAGUAUAGCUGACUCAUUGAAAUCAAAGUCAAUUUUUUGGAAUUUAAUGUUUUUCAUAUGCUUGUUCAUUGUUAUAGUUCCUCAGAAACUGCUGGAAUUUCGUUACUUCAUUUUACCUUAUGUCAUUUAUAGGCUUAACAUACCUCUGCCUCCCACAUCCAGACUCAUUUGUGAACUGAGCUGCUAUGCAGUUGUUAAUUUCAUAACUUUUUUCAUCUUUCUGAACAAGACUUUUCAGUGGCCAAAUAGUCAGGACAUUCAAAGGUUUAUGUGGUAAUAUCAGCGAUAUUUUGAACUGAAAAUGGACUUAAUAAUUAGACCAUUUCUACAAAGAACAACUGAAUAGGUGGAAAACAUAGAAUUUCUUUUAGGUGCAGUGGUGGUCCUCAAAUUACAUUAGUUUUUUAAUAUAUAUUUUAAACAUAUGUAAGAAAUUAAGUGGCAGAGAAGUGAGAAAGCUUAAGACCUGCUUCAAAAGCCUGAAAAAUGGGAAAAUAAAAUUGUUUUCAGAUAUCUCAUAUCACUCUCAUAAUAUUGGCCCCUUAAAAAGCUUGGGAAUGUUUUGUAUGUACAAGUUUGUUAAAACUGGGUAUGCUUCA
This is a messenger RNA of Nomascus leucogenys (northern white-cheeked gibbon), 1881 nucleotides long. RefSeq names its product ALG10 alpha-1,2-glucosyltransferase (gene ALG10). The record is from RefSeq and is a predicted model, not a curated record. Lineage: Eukaryota; Metazoa; Chordata; Mammalia; Primates; Hylobatidae. Gene Ontology annotation, cellular component: endoplasmic reticulum. Gene Ontology annotation, biological process: dolichol-linked oligosaccharide biosynthetic process; protein N-linked glycosylation. Gene Ontology annotation, molecular function: dolichyl pyrophosphate Glc2Man9GlcNAc2 alpha-1,2-glucosyltransferase activity.